UAAGCUUUUAACGGCAGGCGCUGCUGCUAGCAUCAUCCACCGUCGCCAGUGCCACCACCACCACCUAUGGCACCACCACCACUGUCGUCGACGAUAACCACCGGAACGAAGAGUCUGGUGGCAGAGAGGCUGUUGCUCGCGCAGUCUCAGCAACGCGUAGGCCCCCAAUACACCGACACUGCUCCUCUGACCCUUCAAGGCGGCCAGUCGAAGAUCCAGAGGAUCAAAAUGUCGGAGGCGGAAGAUAUUCGAGCCGCCGUUGUGGAGAACCAUGAUUUCCAGAAUAUCAUCGAAUCAGAUAGCAGACGAUCCAGUUCUGUGGAUUAUUUAGACACGUACGAGGACAUCCCGAAGGAGACCGUGAAAGAAUUCCCAGAAGAGACGAAGGAGGAGCUGUACCAAGAGGAAAAGGAGAAAGAGGCGUAUGUGGAGAACGAGAGGAAGUCGAUCGUGUUAGAGAGGAAAGAGGCCAAGCAAGCAGAGGAGAGCGCCACGAGAAUAGGGGACACGACGACCGCGACGACAGCCACGAGCGCGACGUCAACGAGCACCGCGACAGGUACCAGCAUCGAUGGACGGAACGAGAACCCGCCAGUCGGUGAGUGGAAUUCAUUGCCGCUACUGGUAGAACGUCUACGCGCGGCGCUCGAGCUCUCCAUAGGGGGUCGUCGCGACGACGAGCCGCCAGCGUUGCCCGAGGACUCUGGCGUCGACUCCGAGGAGGACUUCCGGAUACGCAGUUCCAUGGAAGAGGCUCUUGGCAACAGCAAGGAGCCUGAUCUGAAGAAAGACCUGAAAUUCCUGGAGGAUCUUCUACUGUCGGAUAUUCAGACAGCAUUGUCGCGUCUUCGUGAAACGUUGGAGAGGAUCGACGUGGCUGCUCUAGCUAAACACGGUGCUGCAUCUGAUCCUACAAGUAAAUUGCAGUUAUUGAAACUAGUGUCGAGUUUAUUGUCAAGGCUACAGGUGCCGGAGGAAACAGUUGUGAAGAUACCAGUGCUACCAUCGACUUCUUUGAGCAGAAGACGAAGAGGAACCAGGCAUACAAUUGGUGUUUCCACGGAGGAAUUGGCUAAAGCUAGGAAAUGGCUGGAGGAGACCAAUAGUCUACCAUUGGAGGAACCUGUUGCGCCUAUUGUGAAGGAGCAGAGUGUAACUGGACAUAGUGUGACUGUGGAGAAGAAACCGGAGGAAGUUCGUGAUAAGUGCACGAAGGACGCGAUUAAUCAACGUCAACUGUUGGAGGACAAGAAUAAGGAGAUCAGGGAGAGCUGCGUGUUUCGCGGGAUCCAACAAGUGGAUGGUAUUGAUGGUAACUCGAGCGGCGGUGAGUCGAGUAUGUACCAGGCUCAGUACAGAGCUAACAGUUACCAGGAUAAAGAGAAUAAUAUAGAAGAUAGUGAAGAGAGGAGUCGUGUGAGUAAAUUGGCUGCUGCUUUGAGGCAACGUGCAGAAUUAGCAGCUUCUAAUGCAGCAAAAUACGGGACUAGUAAUAAGUUCAGUGCUAAGAAAUCAAAAAUCAAACGUGCCAAUACCAUUGAUAUACCUAGUUACUUAAAAUUACAAGCAGAGAGUCUUGGUCACGAGACAACAGGUUGUGUGUCUCUGAGGAAACCAAUUAACGUUGGAGACAAAUCCUUUAAUUCAAUUAACGUUACAGUGCCUAGUUUUCAGCCUAAGACAGAGAACGACAGAAAGUUCCUAGCUCUGAUUAACAGAAACAACGAGGCACCUGUGGUCGCACCUGUAGCUCCCUUCAAAGUCUUCGGAAACACCAGAACCAUGGAUAUGUCAGCGUUGACCAACGAAAAUUGGAACAGCAGGUUCUCCAAUAUCAAAACCACCUUCGACAAGCCGUCAGUGGCUGAGGAAAGGGAGAGCAGAUCUUCUUUAAAGGCUCGUGCCAAUAAAAUGUUUCCAGGUGUAUCUCAAACUCAAGUCUAUUCCAAUUCUAGUCAGAAUUAUGCACCUCAGUUAGCUAAAAUGGACACUUCUACAGGCUUCCGACAUGCACCUUCGUCUCCUUUUCGUAAGAUAGAAAAAUCCUCACCGGGAUCACCUUCGAAACUACCUCCGUCGUAUCACUGGCCUAGGAACGCUCCAGUCCCGACUAACACGCUGAAAGAGAAGGCGAGAAAGAUGUUCGACAGGGAGAACGCGCCGCCGUCCUCGAAAUCCUCCAGAGCUGAUCUGGAGAAGCCUAGUUUUCCACGGCCACCGUGGAUCGAGCACGAGCGAAACGAGAACAGAGCCAAUGGCACGGUCACGGAGAAUGGAAAACUGGAUUAUCGGUCGUUCUGCAAGCAAUUCGCGCCAUUUGUUGGCAAAUCCCCCGUGAUGGAGUCGAAGAAAUUGGAGGAACAACGUCAACGAGAAUUCGCUCAGAAGGAAAUGUUUCCUGGAGUGGUGGACGGCAAGAUAUCCUUCAAAAUGAUCCCAGAUAAACGUAUUCUAACCCAUCAGUUUCCUCCCGUAGAACGUAGAGAGCCGAAGGAAAAGUUUGAACCUGUUAAAAGUGGAAAAGAACGUGUAUACGGUGAGAAUAGUUUCCCCGAUGCUACUUUGAGAGGAAGUUCUUCUGUGGCUGUUCAAACUGGGAUGAACGAGGAGCAGGAUGAGGGGAGAUCCUUCAGAGUGGGGCCUAAGAUCUCCAAGGGUCAGAAUUUGGUUUAUAAUAAUGCUUCUGUGCAAACUUCUGAUUUAGAUAGACCAUCUAUAAGUGACACAGAGACUGGAAAACAGUGGAGACAUUCUUCUGACUCUGAGACUCAUCAAAGAAUCGUUCUGGAUCAUAAUCAGAAUUACCAUACUGUGUCUAGUGAUUCUGAGUUUAACAGUCCUGUAGUGGUCCCUGAAACACGUCCAGCCUCUGGUGAACAAGAUUUUAUUUUCCAGAAACAGGCUGGAAAUCCUAUAAAGAAUUAUCAGGCUGAGGAUAAUCAAGAUUACUCUUCUUCCUUCGUUUCACCUGCUUUGUCUAAUUACAACCAGUCAGACGAAGUAUCGGAUACAGUGGAACAAAAGACGACAGAUUGGCCUGUAGAAAGUUCCACUCUACCAGAUGACGAGAAUAUUCAAAAUCAAGACAUCAGUCCUGAAGUUGGAGUGGUUACAAGAUACACCUGUGCCAUUGCAACAGUUGCAUCGUCAGUGGACAGUCCUGAACCACGUUCUGAAGAGGUUCCAGUGGAUUCUAGAGCUUCCUCCUCUCCUUCACCUUCACAGUGGUCAUGGUCCAGAUCUAGACCACCGACUAACGAGACUGUGACCUCAGAGGAUGAGAUUCGUCGACACAAUCUGUUGCAACAGAGCUUAGUGCGUCGUCUACAGAAUGAAAUCACCACUCUGAACGAUCAGCCUAAUUAUCAACCAUCUAACUUUGGACAACACCUGACUGUCAGUCAGAGCCAACCUAAAAGCCUAAGUCCAACUUCUAGUUAUUCUCCUCAGCAACAUAGUCAACCUGUGAAUACUACCCAGACUCAUCAACAAUCCAUUUUAAGCCAUCAGAAACAGAGUUACAAGCAACCUGUAAACGUAGUUCAACCUCGCCAGAACUUCAAUCAACCCACGAGCAACGUUCAUCAGCAACAGAGUUACAAUCAACCUGCGAGCCUAAGUCCAACUUCUAGUUAUUCUCCUCAGCAACAUAGUCAACCUGUGAAUACUACCCAGAUUCAUCAACAAUCCAUUUUAAGCCAUCAGAAACAGAGUUACAAGCAACCUGUAAACGUAGUUCAACCACGCCAGAACUUCAAUCAACCCAUGAGCAACGUUCAUCAGCAACAGAGUUACAAUCAACCUGCAAACUUCGACCAACCAACGAGUUCUCAAGCAUCAAGUAGAUUCGCCAAGUUCCUAGCUCCUGUUCCUCAAAAGAAGCCAGAGCAAACCAGAGCAAGCUCUCCAAGUCCGGUAGCGGUAAACAGAGUGAUUGCCCUGAGAGAAGCCUACGAACAGUCGCCCAACUCUCCACCGAAAGCAAUUCAAAAGGAACGUUCUCCAAUUCCAAACGGUGUCACUCCAAUCGACUCCAGUGAUGAGUAUCUAGUCUCUUGUGCUAACAAACCCUCUAGAUCCAUAGUACUUUCAAAAUCAGAGUCCUGGCAUCAAUUGGCUAUCUCUAACAGUUAUCCUAGAGCUCCUAAGGUAAAUGUUCCAGUGUCAACAUCAGCUCAAGGUUCUCAUCCGAAGCCUCCAAAACCGAGAUCCCCAUCUUCACAAAAAUUGAGAUCCAAGCAGUUCGAGGCCUCCUCCAUGGCAGACAGUGUGAAAAAGAUGGAGGAUAAAAUCAGACAGUACUUCGACCAUCCUGCAGAACCUAUGGAGCAUAAGGAUACUUCAAAACACAGAAGAUCUCCCAGAUUUGCAGCUAAAGGAAUGGUUGGACUGUCUCGUAGCCGCACUAUGCCUGGCAUAACCGAUGAGAAACUACGUCUUCUGGUACCAGCUCCUCAACAAACGCCUCUGUUGAACGUGAACACCGCCGACGUCGACAAAGUGUUCGACGACCUGUUCGAGGAAACCACGAGGACCGAUACGCAAUAAAUAUGUUGAUCGAUCCGAUCGUCGUCUUCCUUGUCUAUUUUAACGCGGCGUGUAACCAGCCCGCGAUAUUGGAUUUUCUUCUUGGUCCAGCCGGAGGAACUGUGAACCCCGACGACGAUCCACGAUUUCUGGUCGUCGAAAUUGUUUUGUUGGACGAGAGAAGCCUCUAGUACCGUGUUCUAAAUCGAAACCGUAUAUCGUUAAUACGAGUAAUUUGUAUAGUUGACGGAAUGUCUCUCUCUUUUCUUUUGAAGGAAAAAAAAUUCAGAAGUAGAAAAGUGAAAGGCAGUGAAGUCUGAGUGAGGUGAAUAAUAAUAAUAGUAAUAAAUAAAAACAAAAAAAAUAGUAAAGCUUGAAAAAUUGACAAAUAAAAAUAAUAAUAAUGAGAGAAGCUCGAGAGGCAGUGAAUCUGCCAAAGUGGAUCUACAAGUGGAUAGAGAAGAUCGAGGCAAAAGUUGAAAGUCGUUCGUCUAGAGGGGACAAGACUGAAUGCUAAAACUGAUGAUUGUUGAAAAAAAGGGGGCGAGUUCUCUCUGUUGUUCGUUUCACACGAAGAAACGCCCUGAAAAGCUUGUGCUUUUCACACUCUUGUUUCUUUUUCUUUUCUUCUUCUUCUUCUUCUUUCUUUUCUUGUUUCUUC
This is a messenger RNA of Habropoda laboriosa, 5188 nucleotides long. RefSeq lists its product as uncharacterized. NCBI's taxonomy places the organism in Eukaryota, Metazoa, Arthropoda, Insecta, Hymenoptera, Apidae. The transcript is spliced from 4 exons. Bases 67 to 4548 code for a protein of 1493 amino acids. The record is from RefSeq and is a predicted model, not a curated record.